Messenger RNA from Closterium sp. Naga37s-1, 2028 nucleotides. NCBI's taxonomy places the organism in Eukaryota, Viridiplantae, Streptophyta, Zygnematophyceae, Desmidiales, Closteriaceae. The record is from the annotation of a GenBank genome assembly.
AUGAAGCCGAAGCGGCGAGCGCCGCAGAGGGUGCAGCGGAAGCCGAGCACGGUGGCGAGCGUGGGCGGCGGCAGCUGCAUGCGCUUCAUGCUGCUCUUCCUCGCCGCCGCCGUCCUCUUCUGGAUCCUCUCCUCGCGCUCCGAAGCCAUCGCGUCGUCGUUGAACGCCCUCAGUCGACGCGCGAAAAUAGCCGGCGGCGGGGACAAACCCCUCGUUAGAGACCUCCUCGGUACGGGAGCCGCGGGGGCGACAUCUAUAGACGUAUUUGCGAGCGAUUCGUUGGCCAACGAGGAACCGGUGCCGCAAAUAUCGCUAUCAGGAACGGACGGGCAGGGGGAGGAAACGGAUCUCGCGGGGACGUUGGAUUCGGAGGACUUGGGGGCGGUGAGCGCGGCGCAAAACACGCAAGAAGCCCCUAGCGAGCGAGGCAAGGCGGUGGCCGACGCGGUAGAAGAUACGACGAGGAAUGAGGCGGCGCGUAAAUCAGCAGACGAUGCACCGCUUGUCAAAUCUGCGGGUUUGCGGGGCGAUGGAUUGUCAACGGGAGAUAAGAAGUCAGAUGCGAUCAGCGAGAAGCCGCUACCUGCUGCUAACGUGAUCGUCAGCGUGACGCAACCCGCCGGUGUAACGAAACCCGCAACGACGAAACGGAAAAAGCGACGAGUGAAAGCGCCUUUAGCGCGGUGGGCGCCGCUCAACGGCAAGUAUCCGGAUCUGACAAUAGCGAAGCCGAAGCGCAAAGUUCUAAAGGUUAACAUCGACAAGAAGAACCUGCAGCGGGUGUACUUAGACGCGACGCGGUUCCAGGAGAACAAUCCGGGGAAGGUAGAUCCACCUUUCGAGGCGAGUCGCGGUCCGGAGUGCCCGACGUUCGAGUACGGUUACGAGGGCUUCCCGGGCAUCGCGUCGUGCUGGCGAAGCCCGAUCGAAGACGUGUUACGUUCGCCAGCGUCGCUACCGGCGAAUUGUGCGAAUGCGACGGACGCCGGGUGCAUGCAGGAGGCCGACAAGCAGCCCCACGAGCCGUGGUCCGCGCAGGUGCUGUUGCUGCACAACGUGUACAUCAACGUGGCAGGCCAGGUGUUCAACGCCACGCACCUCUUCGACCACAACGCCUGCGCCGCCGACUCACCCUUCCACUACACCCCCGGCAACACCCAACUCUCCUCCUUCCCGAGCCUCAUCUCCCUCGUCGACUGGUUCGGGUGGUCCGCCCGAGCCUACAUGCUAGACCUGGUGCCGUCCAUAGUCACGCUCGAUACAGUGCUGCCGCUGUUGAAGGGGGGGGGAGUGCCGGUGGCGCUGGGGUUGCGGGACCGGCAUGUGAAGAAUCAGAUGGAGCAGGCGACGGGGCUGGGGCACUGGGAGCUGGUGGGGGUGCGCCUGGAGAGGAUGAACCCGCAGAUUCUCAAGGAGGGGGAGCUCUUCUUUGCUGAACGCCUCAUUCUCCCACUGAAGCAGCGGUGUGGGCGGCCCAGCAGGGCCAUGUGGUCGUACCUGCGCCACCGCAACCUGCUGCCCAAGCCGGGCCUCCCCAUCUACCGCCAUGAGUUCAAGCCAACGUACCGCAGGCGCAAGGGGGAGGAUCUAUCAGCGGGCAGCGACUGGAUCGUGGUGGUGGCGAUGCGCGACGAGUGGAAGCCGCUGGUGCAGACGCUCAAGCUGACGCAGCAGCUGCUCAAGUGGCUGCCCCAGGACCGCAUUGUCACGUACCGCGAUGGCUCGCUGCCCUUUGGCAAGCGCAAGGAGCUCUUCAACCGCGCGAGACUGCUGGUGGCGGCGCAUGAUAACGUGCUGGCAGAUAUGGUCUUCAUGCCCGCUGGAGGGGCAGUGGUAGAAAUCAGGCCAGAGGAGGAGGCGGACCCCACGUUCCACCACCUGGCGGACGCGUGCCAGCUGGACUACUACCUGCUCUUCUCAGACGGGCGCAAGGCGGACGGCAAGAAGGGCGGCAAGCCCAAGGUGAAGGACCCCAAGGUGGUGCACAAACUGCUGGCGAAGAUUGCAAGACGGAUACGGAAAGUGUAA